AUCCGAUUUCCCGGCAAAUUUUACACGUGCCGCGAUUAAUUCGAAAUCCUGGUAAGUGUAAAAGUGUAUUUGAUUAAAUGGUCAUUCUCAUAAAUGUUUCAAAUAUUGCUCUGAUCCGUUGCACACAUUAUAGGCAACGAGUCUUCACAUUUAUUCGGUUAGCAAGCAACCACUUAAUUUCGCCGUCGUGCUAUCUAGACUAGCUAAAUUAGCUAACUACAACGGAAAUAAUUAGGGCACUUGUGAAACUGAUUUAGUUUUGCGCUAUUUGUGUUUGGUGAGGAUACAAAUACAGUUAACUCGCAUGACAGGUUAGUCAAUAACACUUCGCAUUGUUGGCAAGAAACUAGGAACGUAUUUGUAAAUAGAUGGAGCAUGUUGAAUGAAUUACACACAGCUAGCUAGGUAGGCAGAUGAUUCCGACCCUACCGUUAUGCUUGUUUACACUGAGCUGUACUACUGAGGUCGGAACGACAUCAUGGUUAGAUUAAGACACCAUAGAGCUGGUGUGAGAUAAUGUUGGAAAAUGUACCUCAAUGCAGGGGUGGGAUAUGCCAAUGUACUCCCAAUUUUACCUUUAUCCAAACUGAUACUUUGAGAAGAUUGAAAUACUGCUAGUUUCAGAAAACUGCCCUUUAUCGUCCUCAAACUAACUAACAGUAGCCACAGCAGCCAUUAUGGAAUGGCAUGUCACUUUGAACAACAAAUGAGCUGAUUGGCUAACACUGCCAUUCCAAGAUGGCUGAGGUGGCUACUGGUAGCUGGCAUGAGGAGGAAAAUGACAGUUUUCUGGAAAAGCUAGAUGUAUCAGUUUGGAUAAAGGUCAAAUUUGGAGUACAGUGGCAUAGGGUCAGAAUCUUCUGGCUAGCUACAAGAGUUGCCAAGAUCAUGGAUUUUCCAGACUAGGUGCAUUAUGAAUACAUAGGCGACUCAUUUAUUCAUAUCAAUCAAUCUUUAAUUAAUAUUCAUAAUGCACAGAUUCUCAGACGCAAGUUAUACAUGAGGACUUUGCUUAGUUUACGGACAUGGGGAACAUUGUUUUGGAAAAUUGAAAGAUGUUGUGAUAACCUGAAUAAUGUGUUAUUAUUUACUUGAAUAGACUCAGACUGAGGAGAAAUAUUGACCAUGUCCCAGGAGAAGCCAGAUGCUGGCAGUCAGACACAGUCGCAGCCUCAGACUCAGUCCCAGAGUGGUUCCAGCUCCUCCUCUGGGUCAGGCACGCUCAGCUCAGUGGACACCAUCCCUGUUAGGGACCUUGGCUCCAUACCAGAGGAGCCUGAGCCACAGCCCUGGGGUCGCCUGCUGCCUAUGCAGAGAGGCUUCAGAGCCCACAGUGAGUGCAACCACAUGACAUGCCCCGGUUUUCUGGGUUGAUAGGAUACCUUCAGGUAGGGCUAUGACUGUCAUGGAAUUUUGGAUGACGGUUAUUGGUCAGCCAAAUGAUCAUGGUCACCUUAUUAAUCGUUUGAAUAGCCAAAAGAAAAGACGCACAUUUUCUCCUCUGCUCCGCUCGUGACUGCAGGGAUGGGGGCGUUGCCUAGGCAACCGAAGACUGUUUGUUAGAACACCUUGCUGUUUCAGCCAUAGAGAUCCAUUCUAAUUCCUAAUUCUAUGGUUUCAGCAAGGAGCAACAAAGUUGUAUCACGUUGUAGAGUCCAUGUUACAGCAGAAACGGACUCAACUGCACAAAUGCUCGGCCGUCAUUUAAAUAAAAACAGUUAUGACUGUUAUUUUCAUUAAGGUCUUCAUCUAUAACCGUCGGUUAUAUGGUAAUUGUGCCAGCCCUACCUUCAGCAUAGCUAUUGAAUUGUAACACGAUAUGUGAUGGCGCCGUAUCUAUCUGGUGUGAUGGCUUAGCUUCUGGAAAACGCUGCCACAUUUUUCAACUAACCUGGUCUUGGUGAUACGUUCUUCGUUUAGAUUCAGAAGAAAGGUGUAUCUUAUAAAUGUCUGUGUCUAGUUACAGGUGGUUCUACAAAAAACUGUGAAAAUUCUAGAAGCUAAAAAAAAAUCCAUGUUUUGUACUGCGCGAGGAGGUUCCUCGCCAUCUUAGCUGCCGCACAUCUAGCAUUUCCCAGCAUCUUUGCAGGAACCAGUCGGUUCUAUGCGGCGACGUUUAGAAGUAGAUGGCAGCACGUCACACAGUCCCAUUCCAUUUCUCACACCAUACAAAACAUGGAUUUAAUAUAUUUAGGAAUUUUCUCUGGUUUUUGAAGAACCACUUGCAAUUGGACACUGAUAUUUAUAAGAUACACUUUUCUUAUAAAUCGAUAACUAAGAAAGUAUCACCAAGACCGGGUUAGUUUAAAAAUACAGUGCAUUCCGAAAGUAUUCAGAAACUUUCCCUUUUUCCAAAUGUUUGUUAAGUUACAGCCUUAUUCAAACAUUUAUUUAAAAAAAAAAAUCUAUUAGACUCGAAAUUGAGCUCAGGUGCAUCCUGUUUCCAUUGAUCAACCUUGAUGUUUCUACAACUUGAUUGGAGUCCACCUGUGGUCAAUUCAAUUGAUUGGACAUGAUUUGGAAAGGCACACACCUGGCUAUAUAAGGUCCCACAGUUGACAGUGCAUGUCAGAGCAAAAACCAAUCAGCACUCCACCAAUCAGGACUUUAUAGUAGAGUGGCCAGACGGAAGCCACUGCUCAGUAAAAGGCACAUGACAGCCCGCUUGGAGUUUGCCAAAAGGCACCUAAAGGACUCUCAGACCAUGAGAAACAAGAUUCUCUGGUCUGAUGAAACCAAGAUUGAACUCUUAGGCCUGAAUGCCAAGCGUCACGUCUGGAGGAAACCUGGCACCAUCCCUACAGUGAAGUAUGGGGGUGGCAGCAGCAUGCUGUGGGGAUGUUCUUCAGUGGCAGGGACUGGGAGGACUAGUCAGGAUCAAGGGAAAGAUGAACAGAGCAAUGUACAGAGAGAUCCUUGAUGAAAACCUGCUCCAGAGCGCUCAGAAACUCAGACUGGGGUGAAGGUUCACCUUCCAACAGGACAACAACCCUAAGCACACAGCCAAGACAACGCAGGAGUGGCUUCGGGACAAGUCUGAAUGUCCUUGAGUGGCCCAGCCAAAGACCGGACUUGAACCUGAUCUAACAUCUUUGGAGAGACCUGAAAAUAGCUGUGCGGCGACGCUCCCCAUCCAACCUGACAGAGCUUGAGAGGAUCUGCAGAUAAGAAUGGGAGAAACUCCCCAAAUACAGGUGUGCCAAGCUUGUAGCGUCAUACCGAAGAAGACUCAAGGCUGUAAUCUUUGGCAAAGGUGCUUCAACAGAGUAAAGGUUCUGAAUACUUAUGUAAAUGUGAUAUUUCAGAUGUUUAUUUUUAAUACAUUUGCUAACAUUUCUAAACCUGUUGCUUUGUCAUUAUGGGGUAAUGUGUGUAGAUUGAUGAGGGGAAAAAUAUUUAAUCCAUUUUAGAGUUAGGCAUUAUCGAAACAAUGUGGAAAAAGUAAAGGUGUCUGAAUACUUUCCGAAUGCACUGUAUGUAGCAGCGUUUUCCAUUAGCUAAGCUGUAACCCCAGAUACAGAGCCAUCGCAUAUCGCGUUACAAUUCCGUAGCUACUGUAGGCAGUGAAUACAGGGGCACGUUUAGUUAUGAAACAUUUUGCUACAGUUUGUACUGGACAACACGUUUUCCCACCACGGCGCGCACCGUUCCUCAACAUUCUUUGAGGUAUGUUUGAUCCCAUUUGGGUGUGGCGGGGUGUGACCUGAUCAAUAUGGGUGUGACCAUUUGAAAUUGCAAACUACUGCAGCAGCACACUGUACAUAAUUGCCCUCAUUGCCACCAUAAUCAGUAAUCAAAAUGUUCUUCAACUGGUCAUUCAGAACAGCACUGUUUACGUUCAAUGAACAACGUUGUGUCCUGCUGAACGCAGUCCAUGUGGAAGCUGAGUGUGUGUGCAGUUUGCUUUGUUUGUGUGAGAUUCUUUGUAUUUCUCAACUAGCAGCGCUAGCAUCUGUGUAUUCUCUUCUCUAUUGAAGUGAUGGUGUUAGAUUUACUUCCAUUUUUUUCAGACUGUGUUGAGGACGACGCUUGGUUUGGCCGGGACACUAAAUGUAACUAUUGCUUUGAUGACCCCGUACUGAAGAAAUCACCCAGAUUUGCUGCAUACAGCAAAAAACAUUUCAGAAUAUUCAGAGUAGGUCUAUUCAUUUGACACAAUUAUGUAUUUCAUAAUAUUUUAUUUACAGAAGUGAAUUUUGUUCGUCAUGUGUGCUCAGUAAUGACGGUCAGAUCUUUACCUUGCAGGAGCAGAACAUUGUCUAUGUCUUUGACAACAGUGGUAAUGGCACGUUUGUUGACGGUAAAAUUCUUGGAAAAGGAAAAACGUUGCCACUAGCAAACAAUGCAGUGUUGUCCCUAGCUGAGGAACGCCAUAAAGGUACCCUUGUUACAGAGGUUUAUUUUCAAGUCAUUUCUGUUUAGGUCACUGAUACGCAAAUAGCAGCCAGGAGGCCAUAUCUAGCAUUCCACUAUAUUCCCUGUCGCUCUCAACAUUAAGUAUACUGCAUCAUUCCCUUAUUGGUGAUGCCGGUUUUAGUUUUUGCAUUUAUAAUAAAUGAGAUUAAUAGUUUCUCCCCUCAUUAGUGUUUGUGUUCAUUGAUCUCAUGGCGGAUGAACAGUCCAACCUCCCCAAAGAGUUCAGUGAGAAAUACCUGAUCACCAAAAAGAUUGGAGCGUAAGUGAGCAUUUGAUACAUUUUUUACUUGUGUAUUUUACAAAAUCAUAUGAUUUUGUUUUGAAUUACAGAGUGACAUUCUAAUAUGAUCAAUGUGUGUAAACGUGGCUGAUAAUGAUUUAUUAUAUCAGUGGUGUGUGCGGGGAAGUGAGGCUGGCCUUUGAGAGGGCCACUUGCAAAAAGGUGGCUGUGAAGACAAUCAACAAGAAGGACUUCCCAGCAUCUGUUGGCGUAAGUCUUUUCACAAUUUUUCUCAUGUUCUAGGUUUAUGAAUAUUACUGCAAUAAACGUAACACUCCUUUUUGUGCAAUUAGACUGCCACACGAAAUGCGGAACGAGAGAUCCAGAUCCUCCAAAAGAUUGACCAUGUAAGUAAGUAUUCAUUGUAAUUUCUAAUAGCCUGUUUAUACACUGAGUGUACAAAACAUUAUGAACACCUGCUCUUUGCAUGACUGGUCAGGUAAUUCCAGGGGAAAUCUAUGAUUCCUUAUUGAUGUCACUUGUUAAAUCCACUUCAAUCAGUGUAGAUGAAGGGGAGAAGACAUUUACAUGACAUUUUAGUCAUUUAGCAGACGCUCUUAUCCAGAGCGACUUACAGUUCGUGAGUGCAUACAUUAUUAUUUUUUUGUCAUACUGGCCCCCCGUGGGAAUCGAACCCACAACCCUGGCGUUGCAAACGCCAUGCUCUACCAACUGAGACAGGUUAAAAAAUGAUUUUUAAGCCUUGAGACAUGGAUUGUGUAUGUGUGCCAUUCAGAGGGCAACUCAAUAUUAGGAAGGUCUUCAUAAUGUUUUGUACACUGUGUACAUCUAUAACUUAUUACGCUGUAAUGAUUGCCAAGGAAAGGAGCCAAGGAAAGGAGCCUAGUAAAGGAAUGGUUAUUUUCAUGUCCAACCAUGUUUUAUUUCUGGGGUAAUCAAAUACCAUAGAAGUAGUCAUUUUCAACUUAUGUUUUCUACUGGACAAAGCCACAGUCAUAACACUUUUUUUAUACAACCACUUUGUAUCAAAAACACCUGUAGUAUUUUUCUGUGUAACUUUUGCCUCCUGUCUUUUUCAGCCAUGUCUAAUCAAAACAGAAGACUUCUUCCAAACAGAUGACUCAUACUACAUUGUUUUAGAGCUGUGAGUUUAGUAUUUCAUUCAAGCAGACAUUUUUUUAAAAUCAAUGACAAACCAUUAUCAUUACAUUGCAUGUAAUAUUAAUGUAAUAUUUUCAGUAGCCCUCCUCAGAAGUACAAUUUUCACAAGCAUAGUAUUUCCCUUCCCGUUUGUUUUAUUCUGUUUCAACUGAUAGCAUGUAUGUGUUUCAGCAUGGAGGGUGGAGAACUCUUUGACAGGGUCAAAAGCAAGCACCAGAUCGAGGAGUCAAUUGCCAAGCUCUAUUUUUACCAGAUGUUGAAAGCCGUAGAGGUGGGUGGAGUGAUGUAUUUCUCCAUCAUUUUCCCAUUUUAAUUUCUAGAAGAGUGAUAUUCAUGGUAGGAUUUAUUGAAUAGGCUCUGCUGUGAUGUCAAAAUACGCCAUACCGAUCUUGUUUUAGACUGGAGAUAUUUACUGUCUCUUGAGUAGGUUUACAACUGCUUCCUUAUGCUGGUUUAUUUCACAUUCCUUCCACUAGUACCUUCACAAAAAUGGCAUCAUCCACAGAGACCUCAAACCUGAAAAUGUGCUGCUUUCGUCACAGGACGAUGUUUGUGUCAUCAAGGUAAGGUUUCUCAAGUAAAGUCAUCAUGUGGGUCAUUUUCCCACAAUAAUUGAACAUGGUACAUCAAGAGUAAGUGAGGGUAGAUAGUUAUCCACCUGAACUCCUUGCCUUCCUGAAGCAGACCUCUAAACACUCUAGAUCUGGAGAAGGGGGGGGGGGGGAACUGAAAGCUUGGUUGAAUAGUCACUGUAACUGAAGUGAGGAGUUACAGGCCUCUCUAUGUGACAGAUCACAGACUUUAAUCAGUCCAAGAUACUGGAGGAGUCUGCCCUGAUGAGGACCCUUUGUGGAACACCCACGUACCUGGCACCCGAGGUGUUCACCGACGCAGUCACCGUGGGUUACAGCAGGGCCGUAGACGCCUGGAGUUUAGGGGUCGUCCUGUUUGUGUGGUAGGGAUCCAUACUCCUGAUGACAGGGUAACAUAAAUGACAGUGCUGCAUGCUAUGACUGUAGCAGUAGUAGGAAGUGGCAAGUAACUUGUUUCUGUCAACAUUUAAAGGGAAUUGUAAUGCAAUUAUUUCAAUCCAUUUGCAAAUAACUUGGGCCACGAUUACUUUUCAACAGCACGCAAGGUUUUCCUGUUAACAGAUUCACAUAACCUUUUUAAAGUGAAGCUUACUUCCUCUCUCCCUCACAGCUUGGCAGGCUAUCCCCCGUUCCACGCUGAUGCACAAACUGGUUUGUCAGUCAGGGAUCAGAUCACGCAGGGAAUUUAUACAUUUAUUCCAUCCAAAUGGGACGGCAUCUCGGAUGAUGGUAAGGGACUACUGUAAACCCUGUUUGGCUUUGUCAUGCAUGUGCUAGAGCACAUAGAAAUUUGAAAUGGAUUCUUCCUGUCUCUGGUUGGGAAAGAACUUUGGGUACUUUACUACAGUCGUAUUGAUAAUUCAAUAUAUGCUGUCCAAUACGUAUUUUACUUAUCCAAUCAUGUCUAGCUAAAGACGUCGUGAAGAGGCUGCUUGUAGUGGACCCCAAUGCCCGCCUCACCAUUGAGGAGGCUUUACACCAUCCCUGGCUGAUGGUAAGAGCUUUAUUGCCGUCUCUCAUUGCCUGGCCCUAGUGCCGUCAAGGCGGGUACGUUUACUGGAUGGAGGGGUAUUUUGUAUUUGGGGCUAGGCAGUGUUGUAAGUGGCAACAGUGAAUCAUCUCUGGUCCCAUCAAUCUCCAUCUCAGGAUGAGGCCAUGAAGGAGACUGCUGAAUGCAUAAUGUACCCCAAGGACUCUGGAGAUGCCACAGCAGCUGAUGCCACAGCAGACUCAGGAGAUGCUACAGUAGUGAGAAACAAUGUCAUUCUACUAUAGCCGUGUUUCCCACCCCUCUCCUGGGGGACCACUAGACAGUUCAUAUUUUUGUUCUAGCCCUGCACCGACACACCUGAUUUAACUAAGGUCUUGGUGAUUAGUGAUUCCGCGUGUCCGUGCAGGGCUAGAACAAAAAUGUCAACUGUCUGAUGGUCCCCUCGAGAGAGGGUUUGCAUAUGGCGAUAUUGUUCAGAGUAUGGUGUUGCUCACAAAAUUGAAGUAUGUCUCCUGUUACUUUAGGCUUCAACUACAAAGAGGUCAAGAGAAGAUGACGGCGAGCAGCAGCCGGCAAAGAGGAGACCAGGCCCAUCCACAGAGGCAACAUGA
This is a messenger RNA of Coregonus sp. 'balchen', 8013 nucleotides long. The record is from the annotation of a GenBank genome assembly. Lineage: Eukaryota; Metazoa; Chordata; Actinopteri; Salmoniformes; Salmonidae.